GGCUCAGUGGAGCUGCAGACCUCCAUGGCAGAGCACCUCCAGGGUGCGUGGAGGAAACUUCCUUUGUCUAAAAGGUUCUUUUUAUUUGAUUUGAUUUGAUUUUUUUUUAAAGUUUCUCUUUUUAUUCGCCGUCAUGUUUGUCCCACUGGAGCCACGAGGCGGUGACGCACUGAGGAGCGGAGCUGGAGGUUGAUAAGCAGCGGAGGAGGAGGAGGAACAUGGGACGAGUGGUGGUUCUUUAACGUUUCCCAAUAUCUCCAAACACAUCGAGGAGGAGGAGAGUUGUCACCUCCGCACACCCCCCUUGUCUCCGCGAGGGAGCGGUGGAACACCGAUGCCGAUCUGCCCUCCUGCGAUUGGCUGGAGCGAUGGCCGUCACCAAGGAGCAGAGGCUCGGAGGAAGCAGGAGGACGUCCGGGGACGCGGUCCCACCGGAGGGCGGCUGGGGCUGGAUGGUCGUGGCCGGUUGUUUCCUCGCCACCAUCUGCAUCCGGGCCGUCACCAGAUGUGUCUCCAUGUUCUUCGUGGAGUUCCAGCUGCACUUUGACAAGGAUUACUCCACCACCGCCUGGAUCCACAGUCUGAUCGACUCCACCACCAUGCUCUGUGCUCCUCUGGGCGGUUUCCUCGCGAGCCGCCUGUCGUGCAGAGCCACCGUGAUGCUGGGGGGUCUGCUGUCCGCCGCGGGGCUCGUCCUCAGCUCCUUCGCCUCCAGCCUGGAAUAUCUCUACGCCUUCCUGGGCAUCCUCACAGGUCUCGGCUUUGCUCUCAGCUACACACCAGCCAUAGCGAUGGUUGGGAGGUACUUCAAUGAGAGGAAAGCUCUGGCCUAUGGCAUCGCCCUGUCUGGUAGCGGCAUUGGCACCUUCGUCCUGGCUCCUGUGGUCCAGCUGCUGAUAGAGAACUACUCGUGGAGAGGAGCUCUGCUCAUCCUGGGGGGAUUCGUGUCCAACCUGUGUGUCUGCGGCGCUCUGAUGCGGUCGCCGGAGCCGGGAGGUGAAGGGAUGUCGGAGGACAGCCUGACCGACCUGGAGCGAGAUUGCGUGGCAACAAUGGCGGAUUGCAAAGACGCGGGACGAGCGCCCGCCGAUUGCGGCCGAGCGGCGGCGCCCGCCACGCAGCUGGAAAUCAACAACUUGAAGAACACUCAGGGGCUGCUCAUAUCCAGGGGGAUGCUCAAAAACAUUGCGCUCGGAAGCGACAAGCCGGCCGAGAGGAAGCUAGUGCUGCUGUCGAGCCCGGCGGACAUGACGAUCGCCGAAUGCAUCCUGUUCAGCAACAAGCUGACGGAGUCGGUGCUGGGGGAGAUGAAGCGCUCGGAUUCCAAAUUUGCCAACGGCAGCACGAUCGAGGACAUGAAGCUGGUGGAGAGCAUGAUCUUGAGCAGCAAGUCAGCUGACAAGGGCGUGAAGAUGGAAGACUCCGGACUCACUGAAGCCAAAGAAACCGAUGUCGGUCACUUUGGCGACGCAGUUAGCCCUCGUCCUCCUCCUCCUCCUCUGCGACCUUCAUCCAGAGGUCGCUGUUUUGGCGAGGAGUUUGGGUUCCUCGUGGCGCCCGACUUCUUGAUCCUGUCCGUGGCCUUCCUGUUUCUGGCGUACGGCUGCAGCGCUCCGGUCGUCUACCUGGUUCCCUACGCCCUCAGCGUGGGCGUGGAGCACCAGCACGCCGCCUUCCUCGUGUCCAUAUUCGGAGUCAGCGGCAUUCUGGGGAACAUCACCUUCGGAUGGAUCACGGACAGGAAGUGUCUGAAGAGGUACCGCAUGCUGAGCUUCAUGCUGGCGAUCGGCAUGGAGGGCCUCUGCUGCAUGUUCAUCCCCCUCCUUCACUCCUUCUCGCUCCUCGUCCCGUUCGCCGUGCUCUACGGCUACUUUGACGGCGCCUACGUCGUGCUCAUACCGGUGGUGACCUCCGACAUCGUGGGCUCCACCAAUCUCCCCUCGGGUCUGGGCGUGGUCUACUUCCUGCACGCCAUCCCCUACCUGAUCAGCCCACCGAUAGGAGGUUGGUUAGUCGACGUGACGGGCAACUACGUGGCCACCUUCUUCCUCAGCGGCGCCUGCUUCAUGUGCAGCUCCGUGGUGCUGAUAGCCACCAUGUUGGUCAGACGCUGCCGGAGGUCCAAGUCUGACUUGGCCGCACAUUUAUACCCACAUCUCUCUGCUGCCGAGGCCGCCGCCGAUCGGCAGGGAAUCAUAUGACGAGCCGGUCGUGAUGCAGCUUCUCCACUUCUGGACUGUGGGUUUACAAAGAAUUAAGUCAUGGUGCAAUUUUUUGGGCAUUAAAACCUUAGAUCUCAGGUUCAGCAUUUAACGGUGAAGACGAACCGAAGCUGAAGAACCUGUUUUUAGUUUUUUAAGGAAACUGCUUUUAUUGUUUAUAUGUGGAUAUUCUGUUUUGUGAAAAAAAAAAACGACCGCACAAACCAAGGAUGCCAUAAAUAUUCACCGGCUUUAGUGAGAUUUCCAAUAAUGUGGAGAUGCACAAAACCUUCUUCUCACCACUGUAAUAUAUGGACCACUUAUUUAAUUCAAACUGUUGAUUUUAAAAGAUAGUUUUUCUAAACCUUUUUUACUUUCCUGGUGCUUUUUAAAAGGCUGCUGACCAAAUACAAUGGUUCAGGUGACAGACAGAGAAAUUCAAUGCUUCUUCUCAAUUAACAAUCGUCUAGUUUUUGUAUUUGUCAUCAAGUUUGCUUGACUGUAUCAAUGUGAAAAACAAAUAUUAAUUUCCAUACCUGAACGUUCACCUUGCCUGCGAUGUGCCUUAAAUCAACAUACAUUAAUUUGAUUAUGCAUAACAACACAUAUGAAAACAUAUCAAGACAUUUCAAGCAAGGAUAAUGUGCUGAUGUAUGCGGAUCAGGCCGACACAUGGUAAGUGAGCUUGUGUCUUAAACAGAAACUGUAAUGCACAACAAUAUUUUAUAUUCAGUAUUAUUUACAAACCUUUUGUGCAAUAUCCAAACCCCUUGCAGGGUUUCAUAUCAUGUAGCAAUAUCUGAAGAAAAAAAAUGUCAAAAAUAUAAAAUGAAGUCUGCACCGACCGAAGUUUGAUGCAUUCUGAAUAUAUAUCAAAAGAAGUAAUGGUGCCUGUGACUUAUGGCAAAUUAUGAAAAAAAAAAAAUGUGAUCCUCUGUUUUACACUGUACGUUUGUGCUUUACGUUUUGUGCUGAUCGAAUCAUGACACGACUCGUAAAAAUAAAAGAUCUUCCGGCAAUAUCUGUAAACAUCAUUUAGCUGAGUGUGUUCGUCAUUAUAUUGAAUUGUAUGAAUGGAAUUUGACAACUAUGAACAGUAGAAGUAGUAUUAGAAGUAGUGGAACUAUAUAAUGUGAGCGAUGAUGUUGAGAUUGGCGGAAAGAUAUGAUGAUGCAAGAUGUGACGUACCCAUGGGAUGUACCACUUCCGGCAGGGGGGGGGGGUCCACGCAUAGACUUUAAAUAAAUACGUUUGUUUUUUAUGAUUAAAACAACGUAUUUAUUGUUGAUUCGGAUAUUAAACUUGUUAUUAAUUACACAGACAAAUCUAUUCCGGUUACCUUGCUUUACACAUAAGCGCGAAAGUAAGUUUAUGAGAAAACCGGUAGUAGUUACCUUUAGCCAAUAAGACGACAGCAUUUGUGUGACGUCAUUGGGCGCGUACGAUAAGCGGCUUUUGAACAGGUGUUGAGCCGAAUUCUGCUUCACGGUCAAUACGUGUGUUUUAAUUGAAUUAAAUCCGAAAACAACCUUAUUUCUAGAGCCAACACGUCCUUCAUGUUUCUGAACAUCACCCGGGAAACAGUCGACACGAUGUUUACUCACUUCCGCAGCAGCAGCAGCGGCAGUGACGGAGGCAAAAAAACGGAGCUCCAGAUGUAGCUAACUCACCCACAACCAGAUGUGCAUAACUCCGGAAGUAAACAAAGAGUCCUGCUACAGAUGUUGAUCUGAGAACUGAGCUCAACACCAUGGGAUCACAUGAAGAGAAACUGUGGAAAGUGCUUGGAGCAGUGAACCUGCCAACCUGUUUUUCAAAAAACUGGACGCAAAUACCAACGAAGAACUGGUGCUGUUGUAAAGGCUUAAAGAUGGUGGUCUCACCAAAUGCAGUUUGUCAUCGACCAUCGCUGUACCAACGUCCUGAAGGAGUGUAGCAGCAGCAGCAGCAGCGGCAGCGGCAGCAGCAGCAGCUCCCAGGCCAGCUGACACUCAGCUCCUCUCGCUCAGCUCAUCGGGUGUGCAGAGCUGCAAUGUGUCUCCAGUCUGGCGCUGUGAGGAGGUAACGGUGCUGAGCCAGACCUCUAAUGUCACAUGAAAGAGAGUGAGAGAGCAUGUGUUUGUGUGUUUCAGACUGAAGUUUCCACUGUGUAGGUGGAUGCGUGGGAGGGAGACGGAGGAGGAGUUUCCUCUGAGGUUGGCAUCCCCGAAUCACAGUAAGAAAGAAAAAAAGAAAAGGACUUCCCCUGUUUCUUGUGUGUGUGUAAGUGUGUGUGUGUGUGUGUGUGUGUCACACACCACAUCACUCGCAAAAACACGUCUCUGUGGGAUGACAAACGCACUACGAAACAUCAGACGCUCAUGAGGAAGCACCGAUGAAAAGGACCCACGUCGACACUUCCACUAACUUGUGUCUCGACACAUGAAAUGAUGGCAGUAGCUCACAGAGUGCAACAGAUCAGAAGUCAAGAGUCACGAGGCCACAUCUGGUAACAGAUGUUGAUUCAAUCACACCAGCAUCAGCCUGAAAGAUACAAGAGAGAAGGAGACGGCAGCUUUGAUGGCCCCCUGUGUGAGCUGUUGAACGCUGCCUUGCUGAAGAGGACUGCACCUCGUUAACAUUUACAAAGGCAGGUAGAGGAAACCCAAAGUUCUCAUUUUGAGUCAACCCACCAUCUCGAUGGAAACUUCACACACAUACAGACAGACACUGCGCAUGACAGAACUCUGAUGUGUGUGUGCAUCCUUCAGUUUUUUGAAACCGGACAUAAAAAUUGGGGGCGGUUCUGACUGAGAGCUGCACACCCACCUACACCUCCAACCAUGACCCGAUUGGACGGACCAGUUGUCCAGUGAGUCGCCCUCUGCUGAUGACUCCAUAGAAUGCUGGCUUCAGACACUUCUGCAUUGGCUUCAUACCCACAGGGGAUCUGCAUCUACACUGACGUGCUGCACGGCCCAGACGCAAAUAUACUACAACAACAACCACAGACGGAUUCUCCAGCUGUACUGGCGUUGUCUGAAAGUCUGCACCGACCAAUAAUCAGUUGUGUGGAUCCGACGACUUCUCAGAAGGCCCUUGACAAUACUCAUGCCAAGUGUGACGCAGAUCCAUCAGCCUGAUAGUCACACACUGUACCUCACACAGCAGUGUCUCCAGCAGAGGUCACUGUAUUUCCGCAAGAAACAUGAAUAUGACAUCGGCUGAGGAUGAUUCAUAACUGCAACUGCAGCUCACACUGGGCUCUGCUUUCAUCGCAGCAGUCAUAGUACAA
Molecule: messenger RNA, 5475 nt
Organism: Scophthalmus maximus (turbot)
Lineage: Eukaryota; Metazoa; Chordata; Actinopteri; Pleuronectiformes; Scophthalmidae
Product: monocarboxylate transporter 12-B
Exons: 21
Coding region: 369-2201 (610 amino acids)
Biological process (GO): transmembrane transport; monocarboxylic acid transport
Molecular function (GO): monocarboxylic acid transmembrane transporter activity
Source: RefSeq, a predicted model, not a curated record